Messenger RNA from Chanos chanos (milkfish), 1263 nucleotides. Its product is annotated as butyrophilin subfamily 1 member A1-like. The coding region runs from base 1 to 1263 and encodes 420 amino acids. Lineage: Eukaryota; Metazoa; Chordata; Actinopteri; Gonorynchiformes; Chanidae. Gene Ontology annotation, biological process: regulation of cytokine production; T cell receptor signaling pathway. The record is from RefSeq and is a predicted model, not a curated record. Gene Ontology annotation, cellular component: external side of plasma membrane. Gene Ontology annotation, molecular function: signaling receptor binding. The transcript is spliced from 6 exons.
AUGCCCUCCAAAGACAUGGAGCAGUUUCAGGUUGUUGGUCCAGAUGUUUCUCUUGUUGUUGGAGCUGGUGAAGAUCUGAUGCUGCCCUGUUCUCUCAAACCCAACAUCAGUGCUGUGAAUAUGAGAGUGGGGUGGUUUAGAGUCUAUACAUCAGAUUUAUUGUUGCAUUUAUAUGACAAUGGAGAUGAAAGUAAGGAUCAGAUUCAGUCUUACAGAGGGAGGACAUCCCUGUUUAAAGAGGAACUACAGAAAGGCAACACUUCAUUAAAACUCUCAAGAGUUAAGAUCACGGAUGAAGGAGAAUACAGAUGUGUUGUCCGGUCUGAAAACUGGUUUGAUGACAUUUCAUUAAGUGUCAGUGUAGCAGCUGUGGGAACCUACCCAGUGAUCUCUAUGGAGAGCUACAGUAAAGAUGGGAGACUCAGUCUAUUGUGUGAAAUUAAAGGCUGGAACCCUGAACCUGAAGUUGUGUGGUUGGACAACGAUGGAAACCUUCUCCCUGAUGAAGAUACAGAGACACUCAGAGACACAGAAAGAUUCCAUGUUAAGAAACGUGUCACUGUACAUGACAGUAACACCAACAGGUUCUUCUGCAGAGCAAUACUGAGAGAUCACAUGAAGGAGGCAGAGAUUGUCAUAUCAAUGUCUGAGAAGGCACAUGCAGAAUAUGCUGAGGAAAAAGAGAAACAGAUAUUAGAGGUUUUCACAGUGGGUGUUACUCUGGAUCCUGAUACAGCAAAUCCCUGCCUCAUCCUGUCUGAUGAUAGGAAACAAGUGACAUUUGGAGACACACAACAAGAUCUCCCUGACAACCCAGAGAGAUUUAGGUAUAAUAACUGGCUUAGUGUCCUGGGAAAGGAAGGGUUCUCCUCAGGGAAAUUUUACUAUGAGGUGCAGGUCAGUGAGAAGACUGAUUGGGCUUUAGGAGUGGCCACAGAGUCAGUAGAGAGGAAGAGUCCUAUUAAAUGGUGUCCUGAGAAUGGAUACUGGACUGUGGGUCUGUGGGAUGAUAAUGAGUAUAAGGAUCUUCUCAAUCCCUCUGUAUUUCACUCUCUGAAACAGAAACCCCAGAAGGUGGGGGUGUUUGUGGAUUAUGAGGAGGGUCUGGUCUCCUUUUAUGAUGUGGAGGCCAGGUCUCAUAUUUACUCUUACACUGGUCAGACUUUCACUGAGAAAAUGUAUCCUUUCUUUAACCCGUGGCAUAAUACUAGAGGCAAAAACUCUGCUCCAUUGAUCAUUACUCCUGUCCAUUACAUGGAAUAA